Molecule: messenger RNA, 382 nt
Organism: Pongo pygmaeus (Bornean orangutan)
Lineage: Eukaryota; Metazoa; Chordata; Mammalia; Primates; Hominidae
Product: large ribosomal subunit protein eL43
Exons: 1
Coding region: 27-305 (92 amino acids)
Biological process (GO): translation
Cellular component (GO): ribosome; cytosolic large ribosomal subunit
Molecular function (GO): structural constituent of ribosome; large ribosomal subunit rRNA binding
Source: RefSeq, a predicted model, not a curated record
UGGGCUCGGACCUACGUCACGGCGACAUGGCCAAACGUACCAAGAAAGUCGGGAUUGUUGGUAAAUACGGGACCCGCUAUGGGGCCUCCCUCCGGAAAAUGGUGAAGAAGAUUGAAAUCAGCCAGCACGCCAAGUACACUUGCUCUUUUUGUGGCAAAACCAAGAUGAAGAGACGAGCUGUGGGGAUCUGGCACUGUGGUUCCUGCAUGAAGACAGUGGCUGGCGGUGCCUGGACGUACAAUACCACUUCCGCUGUCACAGUAAAGUCCGCCAUCAGAAGACUGAAGGAGUUGAAAGACCAGUAGACACUCCUCUACUCUUUGAGACAUGACUGGCCUAUAACAAAUGAGUUAAUUUAUGCAAAAAAAAAAAAAAAAAAAAA